Molecule: messenger RNA, 2331 nt
Organism: Myzus persicae (green peach aphid)
Lineage: Eukaryota; Metazoa; Arthropoda; Insecta; Hemiptera; Aphididae
Product: zwei Ig domain protein zig-8-like
Exons: 6
Coding region: 386-1252 (288 amino acids)
Biological process (GO): synapse organization
Cellular component (GO): neuron projection membrane
Source: RefSeq, a predicted model, not a curated record
AUCCGGGAUAUUAUCCGUACGCCUCGUGUGCUGCCCCAAUUUUCGAACAUUGCGGUUUGUUUAUCUUUACGUCCGAAUCUUAAUCAAAAGUCCAUAAAAAGUAUUUUGUUAUUGAAAUCAAAUAUAAUUGUCGAGAUCGUGAUUAAAUUCGUCUGUGUCUAUAUUCGUUCGCGUGGUUUGGUUCGGAAGUUUAUAUUUAUAUAUAGUAUAUAAGAUAAAAUUAAUUAUAUAUAUAUAUAAUAUAGACACAUAGUAUAUAAUAUCAUACGUCUUAUGUACAAUUAAUAAUUUUAAAAGUGUACAUGAUGUACGACAAAUCACAUAUAGUGCUACUCGAGGAUUAAUACAGUUCCAGAUACGUGAUACAGGUGUAUCCAAAAUCAGCAUGCAUAUUUCAUAUGCGGCAAUUCUGUUUUUGAUGUUGACUUUGUGUUUUAUCGACGAUGCUUCUUCUAAUGUUUCAAUGGAGUCGAGCUCGUCGCUGCAAAAUAUACAGCCAAUGUCACAAAAAGAAACGCCUAUGCAAAGACCACUGUUCGACGAUAUUUCACCUCAUAAUGUAACAGCAGUUGUUGGACAAACUGCCAUUCUCCACUGCAGAGUCAAACAUGUAUCCGACAGAACGGUUUCUUGGAUGCGAAAACGUGACUUGCACAUAUUGACGUCCAGCAUCCACACGUAUACCGGUGACGGACGUUUCAGCGUCGUACAUCCUGAAAACAGCGAACAGUGGGAUUUGAAGGUGGAGUUUGUGCAAAAAAGAGAUGCUGGCAUAUACGAGUGUCAGGUGAACACCGAGCCUAAGAUCAACUUGGCUGUGCAACUGAACGUCGAAGGUACGGCCCAAGCCAAUAUCCACGGGCCUCCAGAGGUGUUCGUGAAGAAGGGCAGUACCAUCAGCCUCACGUGUUCGGUGAACGUGCACUCGACGCCGCCCAGCUCGGUGGUGUGGCUGCAUGGCACCAAAGUAGUGGACUUUGACUCACCCCGAGGCCGUGGUGGGAUCAGCCUGGAAACGGAGAAAACCGAGUCGGGCACUACCAGUAGGUUGCUGGUCACCAAGGCUGGGCUAUCCGACACCGGAAACUACACGUGCCAGCCGAGCAACGCCAACACGGCCACGGUGUUUGUCCACGUGCUCAACGGUGAACACCCUGCCGCUAUGCAACAUGGUGAACACGGUGCAGGUUCUAAACUAGCAGCAUGGUCUUGGACCUUAACCAUGGCUGCUUUUGCUCUGUCUUAUAGAUGAUGUUAAACAAAUCAUUAUAAUGUUGCUCAUACUCUCGCGAGAUAAACAGAGCAGUCAAUUUUCUAUGGAAAAAUCUUAUAAUAAUAUGUUAAAUAUUAUUUUUUUUUUUUAUUAAAAUUAUUGUUUAUAAUUUAAUUUGUUUCUGUUUUAAAUUUAAAUCUUAGCAUGAUUUUUUUACAAUUUUACAAUUUAUGGCAUUAAAUACUUUGACCAUAGUAUUGUAAAGGAAUCAUCAGACACUAAAUAAUUAUAGUGACUGACUAAUUAUACUCAUGUUAUGUGGAAUAUUCAUCCAAUAUAUAUUUAUAAUUUGUAACAUUCAAAAAGUUCAAAAAUAAUCAAUCACACAAUUUGUUGCUAACAGAAUCAUCCCAUUGGCUUUAAAAUAAACAACCCUAAAUAUUAUCAGGUUACAUAUUUACGUAAAUAUAAAAUAAUAUUAUGAUAUAGAUUAUACUAUUAAAGAGUGAACCUACUUUUUUUUUUUAAAUAUAAAUUUCCAAAUGCCAUGCCAAUUUGUAAUGCCAAUUUCGUUUUUAACUGUUCAACGUCAAUUCGAACCACAUAGUUUGCAGACUUGCAGUCAAUUUUUAUUAGUUUUUGACACUCAAUAUAAUUUUAAAUAUUUUAAAAUUUGAUUUUUUAUGUCAAGGUAUGUAUGAUAUUUGUACAAGGAGGAACUUAAAUAUUAAAACACUUAAAACCAGUUAUGACUGGAAACUAAUCUUAUCAUACUUUCACCUUUUAUUUUUUUUCGUCUUAAUACAUAAUAAUAUAUACAAAUAGUAGGUAACACGUUGUAGUAGGUGCCUAAGGUUUUUUCUUUUUCAAAUUUUCUAAUUAUUGUUGUUUAUUAUUUUACUUGUUUCAUUUGAUUGAAUUAUAAAGCUUUCGGCAACAUGUAGUUUAGUUUAUUUUAUUUUAUUUCAUUUUUUAUCAUAAUAAUUUGGCAAUUGGUGUUCACAAACACCACACAAAUACUUUUUAUCAGGUAGUAAAUAUGAUUCUGUAAAGAUUUUUUUAUUUUGACAAACAUUUCAGAAAUAAUAAACAUAUAUUAUAUAACAAACUGUACCACC